Messenger RNA from Symbiodinium necroappetens, 1292 nucleotides. The record is from the annotation of a GenBank genome assembly. NCBI's taxonomy places the organism in Eukaryota, Dinophyceae, Suessiales, Symbiodiniaceae.
GAACUCCUGCAGAAGCACAACAGAAAGGAGAUCCUGCAGGGCAUGGUCCCAAGUGCAGGUGGGUCCAAGCUUGGCAGCUUUGCAGCGAAGAUGAAGCUCUCGCUUUCAGGUCUGCUGAAGCCUGGCCCUGUGCAGACCAAGGCUGCGGCGAAGAAGGCUGCAGCGACGACGGCUGCAGCGAAGAAGCCUGCAGCCGGGAAGGCGGCACCCAAGAAGCCUGCAGCCCUUGAGACGGCAGAGCAGGAGAGUGCAGGCGAUGCUGAGCACAAGAGCAGCAAGAAGCAUGGAGGCAAGGGCAAGUUGCAGAAGAAGGCCUCCAAGAAAUCCUUGGAGAAGAAGCAGGAAGAGAAGGCUUUGAAGAAGGCUCUGAAGCAGUUGAAGGCAGACACACAAGUUGCAGGGGCUGCCCCCGCCUCAGUCCCCGCUGCAGCCCCAGCAGCAGCCCCGGCAGCAGCCCCGGCAGCAGGAGAGGAGAAGCAGCGAGUGCAGAAGCAGAAGCUGCUCCGUGAAGCGGCUUUGAAGACUCUCGGAGAUGAUCUUGGAGAUGACCUGCGGAUGCCGCUUGCAGAUGGCAGUUGGCUCUUGGACCAGCACAUGUCUCUGGGCUGGCAGUACCUGAAGUGGAGCCUGCCAGGCCUGCAGAAAGCAGAGAUCACCUGCAUUCGUGCAGAUGUUGUGCAGGCUUUCACAGCCCUUGCAGACCCGACAACCGAGCUGCAGGGCUUGGGAGAUGCAGAGUGGCUGCUCUGUGCGAGCCAGAUGCAGGAGCAGAGGAAAGCCUUCUUGCAGCAGGAGCUGCAGAAGGACUUGAUCUUCGUGCCGAUCUAUGCAGGGAGCCACUGGACCUUGCUGCAAAUCUGCAGAAUUGGAACCCUGCAGGUCAGAUACUACGACUCACUGCAGGAGGAGGCUGCAGGAAACAGACGUGUUGCAGAGCAGGCUCUUGGGGACUGUAACAGCCUGCAGUGGCCCUCAGCAGUGGCCUGGGCUGGAAGGCUGCAGACUCUGUGCAAAGCACUGCAGAAGGAGCAGACGAUGAUCAUGGACACGAAGAUGAAGGCUGCAGCCAAAAAAGCACUCCUUGAAGUCAAUCAGAAGAAAGCUGCAGCGAGCAAGAAGAAGGGUGAAGAGGAAAUGAAGAGCCUGUCCAAGAAGGCUCUGGAAGACCUGCUGAAGGAUCCUGCAGGCAAGCCCUGCUUCGAGAACUUGAGUCUGCAGGCUCAGGCAGAGGUGUUGAAGGUGAUGGACGGUUUCACUGGAGGCACCUGCACCAGAUGCAGGGAAGGAGAUGG